GAGGCCGCAGCCAUGGCGCACCGGCCGAAGGCGAAGGAGGCGAAGGCGGCGGCCGCGGGCAAGCGCAGGGCUCCCGCUGCGCUGCCCAGCCCGGCCUCCUCGGAGGACGAGGCCCCGGAGGAGGUGCCCUUCGGCGUGGCGAGGGAGGCGGCCGAGGCCGAGCGGAAGCUCGUGGGAGAGGCGGCGCGGAGGCACCGGGAGCUGCUGAAGGAGAAGCGGCGGCGGCACCAGGAGCUGUUCGCGGAGCAGAAGAAGCGCAGGCUGCUGCCCGAGGCCUUGCUGCAGGAGCUGCAGGAGCUGCAGGAUGUGUCCGCACGGCCCACUGAGCAGGCUGUGGCAGAUGACCCAGUUACUCCAGAUGAAGAACUUGAAGCUGAGGCUGUAGAGCUGGAGCAAGGCCAAGCUGAAGUGCAGGAGAAGAAAGGCAAGAGGAAGAAGGGUGCCAGGACAAAAAGAAACUAUGUGGCUGUGUGCUUGAAGGACCACAGUGCCACAGGCCUCCACCAGCAGCUGGCCAAAGACUUCCUAAAUGCUCAGCUCUACGGGCCACACACCAACCGGGUACCAGCAAAUGAAUUUUUCUCCCUUGCAAACAAGAGAGCCCCUGUCAAAAAAGCUGCUGUUCAGUUUGUGGACAAGUCUUGGGGGCAAGAUAAAAAGGAAAAAGCAGCAAGGUUUAAGAAACGCUGGCUGGCAGCACAUAUUAAAAGUGGAGUCUGAAGACAGCUUUUUCAGAAGAUGCUGCUAAGGACUUUUAGUGACAGUUGAUCUCAACACAACACAGGUGUUUUUCCCACUUCAUCAUCACUUUGCU
This is a messenger RNA of Melozone crissalis (California towhee), 814 nucleotides long. It is a transcript of the gene NOL7, whose product is annotated as nucleolar protein 7. NCBI's taxonomy places the organism in Eukaryota, Metazoa, Chordata, Aves, Passeriformes, Passerellidae. The record is from RefSeq and is a predicted model, not a curated record. The transcript is spliced from 8 exons. Gene Ontology annotation, cellular component: nucleus. Gene Ontology annotation, molecular function: RNA binding. The coding region runs from base 13 to 720 and encodes 235 amino acids.